AUGUAUCGACGGGUCUGUAAUCGCGUGCGUGGGCGUCGAUGGAGCUCCAGUGCCAAGUCUACAUCGUCCACUCCUCCUCCUGUUCCUCCUCCUUCUCCUGCUAUUACUGAUACUACUGUAGAGUCAACGAUGAAUGUCUCGUCUCGUAUUUCAACGCCUGGUAUGCUACGUGUGACCAAGGGAUACGGUGCUGACAAACACGAGGCGGAGCUAGACUCAACUCUUGCUCGCGUCAUUGGCUCUGAUUGGGGUGAUCGCUCGCAUCAGCCCGUGUCACUACCUAUGCGCAUGUAUUGGAUUGUCUUUACGGUUGUACUAGUCAAUGGCUUGUACACGUACUUUGGUGGUAAGGAUGAAUCGUUUCUAGUGGAGAAGCUCAAGAAAAAGGUGGACGAAAAGUUGGGCGUCCAGGAAGAAACGAACGAGCUUGUAGCUAUGAAUGAUGUACGUCAGAAGGACAGCUCAGCUGCUUUUCAGACUAUGCCAGCUCCUUCAAGUGAGGAGACGAUGGCGGUGAUGGCUCCACCAACGAUGCUGAACUCAAGUGUUGGAUCAUCUUGUUGGAUGCCAUUCCUUGUGCCGGGGAUGUCCAUGCAAAUGAAGACGAAUGCACGUCACUCUAUGUCGAAAGAAGAACUGGAGCAGCAACUCACACAGUUGCGAAUGAAUCAGAAGCGAUUGCAAAAGCAGAUUUGUAGCGUUGUAGGUGCUGCAAAGGACGAACUGGAACAUCAAGUGCGCAUGAUUGACAUACAAAAGGAGCAGGUUAAGCUGCAGAUCAAACGUCUGUAA
This is a messenger RNA of Peronospora belbahrii, 792 nucleotides long. NCBI's taxonomy places the organism in Eukaryota, Oomycota, Peronosporomycetes, Peronosporales, Peronosporaceae. The record is from the annotation of a GenBank genome assembly.